Molecule: messenger RNA, 6204 nt
Organism: Peronospora matthiolae
Lineage: Eukaryota; Oomycota; Peronosporomycetes; Peronosporales; Peronosporaceae
Source: the annotation of a GenBank genome assembly
AUGACCACGUGCGAGAUGGAUAUGAGUGAAUCUUCGAUGGCUCCAGCAGUUUCGCUGGAGCAUGCAGAUUUUCCCCAUCUCACUACGGUAGAAUGGCAGGCAUUACACCGCCUCGCGGCGGUGUCUGGUGAAAUCUUCGUGACGUCGCUGCUGAGCACAGCGACGCCCGAACAACACCGUGCCGCCAUUCAAGACUACAUGGUGCGCGAGCUCGCCGAAGCGAACCGGCGAGUACAUACUCCCUCGCGCCCCUCCCAUUACGAUGCAAUUAAAAUGGAGACGUCGACAUACUCUGGUGAUGGUCCAGAUCGUCUCCCCCUUAAUCGCUGGUUUAGGGAGAUUGACAUCGCCAUAGCGUCAAGGUUGAUUGACGCUCCGACGGCCAAGGUUAAUUUCCUACUGUCUCGGCUUGUUGGUAAAGCCAAAGAAUGGGCUCUUGGGAAGCUCGUUGUAAACGAGUUGGCAUUCCCCACGCUGGACGAUAUCCAGCGCGACUUACGACUGGCGUUCGAGCCCCCUCAAGAUGAGUCACGCUUGCGCGCAGAUUUCUUUUCACUUCGACAGGGCAAGCUGUCGAUGCGUGAUUACGUACAGAAGACGCGACAUCUUGCUUCGUGUAUCAUCACGCAGCCGAUCGACAUGGCUUCGCAAGUUCAUGUAUUUGUCUUUGGUAUGCAAGAGGGCAUGACCCGCUAUUGCCUCACACGUGCUGAACCUAAGACUCUUGAGGAGGCAUUUGCCCUCGCGCUUCGUGAAGAUUACACGGUCGCAUCGUCAUAUUUGCAGGCAGCGUCGCAACGCCCGCGUACGUCUGGCCCAGAGCCUAUGGAAAUUGACGUUAUCGAUGCAUCUCGUGGUCGCGGCAAGCAAUUUGGCCGCGACAUUCGAAGUCAAAACACGAUGAAGUGUUAUCGGUGCGGCAAGACUGGCCAUCGUGCGGCCGUCUGCCGAGCACCAGCGCCGGUGUCCAUGAACACAGCUGUCUCACGUGGAGAUACUGUGUCGUCAGUGGUACCGCCAAAAGCGAGCGGUUCCAGUAGGCGCGGGGCGCUCUACUGGCAUGAGGGAGCCCCGAGUAUUCAAGUGGCAGCUCGGGCUCCUAGCCCUAAAGUGAUCCAUACUCACCUCCAUGCCACCACCACGCGCGACGAUUCAAGACUGAUCAUCAUCAGUCUCGUCGUCGCUGGAGUAAACGAUCACUCCGAGCGUUUUACGGUUCGAGAAGGUCCAGGUGACAUCGUUGUCAAACUUGCUGAUGGACAACCACAGCGUGUCCCGCGUAAAACAGUGGUUUUGCCGUACACGUUCGACGGCUUCCAAAGUAAUGACGAAUUUUUGGUGUACGAGAUGAAUUAUGCAUUCGAUUGCAUCUUGGGGAUACCGUGGCUGUCACGGUAUCAGCCGACGAUAGACUGGCUAUCUCGGUCCGUCAAACGACGAAGCGGUUACGACGUAAGUGAAGUUUUCACUCAUCUGUUGGUAGCGCCAUCCGAUUGGCCUCACGUCAGGGUCGUGAACGAACUCGCCACGACUAGAAGUCAGCACAGAGAGAGCGAUGGCCCUCUGUGUCCGGUAUGUUCUGUCACACUGAUAGAACCACAACACGAGGCGGUCGAGCAGAGGUUCCCGCAAACCCAGACAUCGGUCGAGCAGGGGCUCCCGAUUCACAACGAGACGGUCGAACAGAGGUUCCCGCACACACAGACAUCGGUCGAGCAGGGGCUCCCGAUUCACAACGAGGCGGUCGAACAGGGGUUCCCGCACACACGGACAUCGGUCGAGCAGGGGCUCCCGAUUCACAACGAGGCGGUCGAACAGGGGUUCCCGCACACACGGACUUCGGUCGAGCAGGGGUUCCCGCACACACGGACAUCGGUCGAGCAGGGGCUCCCGCAUACACACACAACGGCCGAGCAGAGGCUCCCGAUUGUAACCGAGGUGGUCGAGCAGAGGCUCCCACAUACAUCUGAGGCGGUCGACGACGAGCUCCCGCCUCUUAUCGACGAGAAUGAACGGGCUGUGGACUUAAAUGUGAACGACGUGGUGGAGACAGAGCUCCCACGUCUAGCGGGGGGUAUGUCAUCCUCCAGCGACAGCAAUGUGCCAGCCUCGAGCAGUGGCUCAAGACGCAAGAGAAAGCGUAAACGCAAGAAAGGGUCUUCACAUCGUGGCCGCUACGUUGAGGUAGCGAGCCCUCCGUGCACUGUUGCAGAGAUCACAUCUCUAUUAACCCUACCAUGGAAAGAUUUCCUUCACGACCUCAAGGCCGGCGACAUCGAGCAAGUGUGCAUCAUAUCAGCCGCCGAAGCAGCUAGUGGAGAAGUUCUGGAGGCUCGCCCAAAGAGCGCUGAGCCCAAAUCAGCGCGCGAAGAACGUUUCGUGGCACAGUCUUGGGAAGCCCUUCGUGCUUCGGGCAACCCUGUCUAUGAUAUCGCGCGUGAGUAUGCCGACAUCUUUCCGGAGAAUAUCCCCGCUGAGCUUCCAGCGGAUCGUGGUGUGCGACACGAGAUCGAUCUCGUGCCAGGAUCGAAGUAUUGCGUGACGCGGCAGUGGCGGCUACCGCGUGACCAAGUCAUCGCAAUUGAUGAAUUUUUUGAGGGCCGCCGUAAGGCAGGACACGUCCGCGAAAGCAUAUUGCCACAUUCGAGUCCGACUUUCUGUGUGAAGAAAGCCACCGGCGGUUGGCGCAUCGUGCAUGCUUUUAACAAGUUGAAUGACGCCACGAUCCCGGCUCAAACACCAAUUCCUCGGAAAGACAUGGUACUGGAUACCAUGUCCGGCAGCGAGAUUUUUAGCGCCAUAGACCUGACAGACGGGUUUUACCAGAUUUUAAUGAGGGACAGUGAUAUCCCGUUCACCGCUGUCAGCACACCGAGUGGGAUGCUUUGGGAGUGGCUAGUCAUGCCACAAGGCCUUAAGAACGCUCCAGCAACGUUCAACCGAAUGGUGACACAAGUGCUUCGGCCACUACGUGAUUUCGCUCCAAGCUAUUUCGACGAUAUCUUCGUACACAGCCGCGCUGAGCAACAACUCAGCGCUACGGAGGUCCACCUUCGGCAUUUGAAACAGGUGUUCCAAGUGAUGCGCGAGAACAAACUGUACGCAAAUUUGAAGAAGUGCGUCUUCUGCGCUCCCGAGAUUCCAGUUCUUGGAUGCUAUGUUAGCAAGGAAGGUGUCCAUGCUGAACCCGAGAAAGUGUCAUCGAUAUGUUCAUGGCCUACGCCCAGGAACCAAACGGAACUACGCCAAUGGCUUGGCUUGGCCAAUUACUUGCAUAAGUAUACGAAGAACUAUGCAGAACUAAUCCAGCCACUAUCGACUCUACUGAAGAAAGACGCAGUUUGGUCAUGGAAAGCUGAACAUCACUCUGCCUUCAACUCUGUGAAAAAGAGCUUGUCUGAAGCACCAGUGCUGAUGUUGCCUGAUGAUUCCAAGCCAUUUCACGUCGUCUGUGAUGCGAGUGAUUUCGCUAUUGGAUGUGCCCUCAUGCAGUUUGACGAUGAGGUCCAAGAGCGCGUCGUGAGCUUUCAGUCACGGCAGAUGAAACCCGCAGAGCGGAACUAUCCGGUACAUGACAAGGAACUUUUGGCUAUGCGUUACGCGCUGAUCAAGUUCAGAGUAUAUUUGCUCGGCGAGAAGAUGUUUUCGGUCUAUACAGAUCACGCAUCAUUGCGUACCGCCGUCAAGACUCCCCACUUGUCCCAGCGUAUGGCACGUUGGUUGUCAUACUUCUCAGAGUAUAAUUUCGUGGUCUUUUACAAACCCGGCAAGAACAACAUUCUUGCUGACGCGCUUUCUCGACGUCCCGAUUAUGAUCCUCGACGUGACAUGGGUCAUCAGCCAGGCAUUGCUGAAGACGAGGACGACGACAUUUGUUUAUGCUGUGCUGAGCAGGGGCUCAAUGCAAUGAUUUCGACACCUGAGCUGUCAAUCCGGACUCAAAUCGCUGAGUCAUAUGCGAACGAUUCAUUCUACACGGGAAUCAUCAAUUAUCUUCGACACCCUAGUGAGGGUUCACUCGCGAAGUUGACGAAACCAACGCGUGACAACAUCAAGCGGUACGCGCUUGAUGGUCCGCUGCUGACUUAUACAAUGGACGUUUUCGACCCACCGCGCGUCGUCAUCCCUGCUGAUGACGACCUCCGCGCACGAUUGGUGCAUGAAUUUCAUGACACUCCAACUGGUGGUCAUUUGGGUCGCGAGAAGACGUUCGCGGCCAUCUCUCGUGUGUUUUUCUGGCCGCGUAUGUACAAAUACAUCCAGAAAUGGGUACGCUCUUGUGAAAUAUGCCAGCGUGUGAAGCCUGCGCCGUCUUCACAAGCUCCAUUGCGUCCGCUUCCGAUUGCCACGGAAGCCUGGCGUUCGGUCAGCAUAGAUUUCAUCUUUGGUCUCCCUCCGGACGAACAGAAACGCACGGGCGUAUUGGUUUUUGUGGAUCGAUUUAGCAAAAUGGUGCAUUUUGCUCCAGUCUCCGCGCACGUUACGGCGGAGACGACCGCGCAGAUCUUCAUCGAUCUCAUAUUUCGACAUCACGGCUUGCCUGAAUCAAUUGUUUCGGACCGCGACCCGCGCUUUACAUCAGCUUUUUGGGCAACGUUGUUUCAACUAUUGGGCACGCGACUGCUUAUGUCUACGGCAGCCCAUCCAGAGACGGAUGGGCAAACGGAGCGCGUGAACAGAGUGCUUGAAGAUGUACUACGCAGUUAUGCGACAUCGUUCCAGUCGUGGAGUUCGUUUCUCCCUCUCGCUGAAUUUGCAAUCUACAACGCAAUUCAUGCGUCGACUGGGUUAACGCCAUUUUUCGUGAAUAACGCGAGGCACCCUCGCGUUCCAGCGCUUCUUGCUCUUUCAGCUUCAGCACACCCAGUUUCUCAGCUUGGUGGGGGAGUAUCUCCCGAUGACACUACGCGAAAAAUUUUGAUGAUUGGUAAUGUUGAAGACAAGGUUGCUGCCGAUGCAACUCAUACUGUUAAUUUCGUGGCCAAUGGCAUAUCGAGUCCCGACGCGAUGCAUCCCAUCGCGUCUCCCGUCGCUAAUUUUGCUCCUAAAGAGUCCACUUCUCCUGUAAGUUCGGCUGCUGUGACCGAAUUCCUAUUACUACGGCAAAGUAUCACGCGUUUUGUACGCGAUGCACUCCAAGAAGCAGUGGAUAAACAAAAGGAGAACGCGGACAAGCGAGGUCGAAAGAACUUGCUGACGUUCAAAGAAGGUGACAGAGUCUUACUAUCGACAAGCGGAUUACCAGACACGUCAGUAACGAAUUUGGGCGCUAAUAAAUUAGCGCCAAGAUAUAUUGGGCCCUUUCGGAUUGUUGAAGUCCAUGGAGAUGCUUACACGCUAGACAUACCUACCACUAUGCGUUUGCACCCGACAUUCUAUGUCGGGCGCCUUAAGGCUUACCUGCCGGCGGAUCUCCCUUUGGUCCUUCCUCACUCGUCUGUAUCGGCUCAAAGUCCGACACCCCCUGCCGACGACGCUGACGACGACUGGGACCAAGUCCUAGACGAGCGCGAGCAGACUCGUUCUGCUGGGGUCCACCGAACGCAGCAGUCUCGAGCUGUCGCAGACGCUCCACCAAGCCCUGCUGCUCCCGUCGGGUUCUCUCGGCAGCCUCUGUCGCAGCUGCUGCACGAUCUCGAGCCCUCUCGGCCAUCUCACGGGCAUCCAGAAGGCCGUUCAUCGCCUCUUCAGUGUCAGCACGAAGGAAACGAAGCUCGUCACUCGACGGCACAGGCGCCCGAUUAUGAGAAUCGGCGCCCAACCCAAGAAGCCUUCCGUCGUGAUGCUCCUCCUCCCUUGGUAGAUGCAUCGGGUGAGCGACGCUGGAUUGUGGACCGUAUCGUCGGUCAUGAAGACCCCACGCCUCUUGCGCCGAGUAGUGGCUCGGCGCCAUCGAAGAGUCGUUCAGAAACGCAUUACAAGGUCCGAUGGUUGGGUUAUUCACCAACGGAAGACACGUGGGAGCCUCGAAGUAUGCUGGCUCACGAUGUUCCUGACGUCGUUGAGGAGUACGAGACCAGUAAGAGGUCGGCGAACGCGACCGACGCUGCUGACUCCUUCCACGAUCCCGCGAACCGUAACGUGCGUGAAUUGGCGAUCGACGACGAUCUCCCCGAGCGACUCCGACGUCUUCUACGAGGAUCGGGAGCAUUUGGAUACCUUGACGGUCGAGAGCGACUACGAGAACGACCUCGGUGGUCGUAA